AUGGGGCCCCCUGGGCCUCCCGGCAAGAGUGGCAUUGGACAUCCCGGACCAAAGGGCCCAGUCGGGCCCCCCGGACCUGCUGGCUACUCCGCAGCUGGCAAGCCUGGCAACCCAGGUGCUCCUGGGAAACCAGGUAGUAAUGGCAUGCCCGGUGAGAAGGGCCAUACUGGCGCAACUGGCGCCAUGGGUCCAAGAGGAUCUCCCGGUUCCGCUGGAAGCCCAGGACCUGCUGGAUACUCUUCUGCAGGCAAACCUGGCCCACACGGUCUGCCCGGCAGCAUGGGGCCAAGGGGUGAGUCCGGACUUAAAGGACAUCCAGGUAUCCCUGGUCUGCCAGGUCAAAAGGGAGAGAAGGGAGUUGGUAUUCAUGGGGCACCAGGUGCAGUGGGUGCAGUGGGACCAAUGGGACCAUCUGGUAUGCCCGGUCAACCCGGAGUUGGUAAGUCUGGUGCCCCUGGAUACCCCGGGGAGCCUGGGAAGUCAGGUACUCCAGGUAGGGAUGGAGCUCCAGGAGCCAUGGGUCUGCCAGGGCCAAAGGGCCACAAUGGAAACCCUGGGGUAG
This is a messenger RNA of Coregonus sp. 'balchen', 562 nucleotides long. Lineage: Eukaryota; Metazoa; Chordata; Actinopteri; Salmoniformes; Salmonidae. The record is from the annotation of a GenBank genome assembly.